AUGUAUAAUCGAGCAGGACGUAUAAAUGUAGGAAAACGCGAUAAAGAAGGCGAUUUAAAAAAUGAUUAUAAUAUUCAAAAAUUCAAAGAUUUACCGUUUCGAAUUAAAGUCGAAACACUUCCAACCGAAGAAAAUCUUGCACGAAUAUUUUUUUUAAAGAAAGAUAAAGAAGAAGAAAUUCCAAUUCCUGAUGGAAUAACUUGUGUAGAUGUAACUUUUAAAACCGAUAUAGUUAAAGAUCCAGUUGUAUCUGGCGCUAAUUGGUUUUUGGUUACACAUCCAUAUAAGUAUAAUAUAUAUUAUGAUCCUGAGAAAAAAAAAUGUACUCGAAAAUAUAAAAUUUAUUCAUUGAAUCCGGGAAAAGAUUACACAAUUUAUAAUUAUAGAAAAACUGAUGAAGUAUUAGAAGAUGAAGAAUGUAAAAGAAUAAUUAGAAAAAGUAAAAUGCUUGACGAAUCAAUCAAAAGUAUAACAGGAUUACCUUUAAGUGACGGUGAAUUGGGAGAUGAAGACGAUGAAGACGAUGAAUAA
Messenger RNA from Racocetra persica, 531 nucleotides. Lineage: Eukaryota; Fungi; Glomeromycota; Glomeromycetes; Diversisporales; Gigasporaceae. The record is from the annotation of a GenBank genome assembly.